Molecule: messenger RNA, 2689 nt
Organism: Rhodamnia argentea
Lineage: Eukaryota; Viridiplantae; Streptophyta; Magnoliopsida; Myrtales; Myrtaceae
Product: probable 1-deoxy-D-xylulose-5-phosphate synthase, chloroplastic
Exons: 10
Coding region: 297-2456 (719 amino acids)
Biological process (GO): terpenoid biosynthetic process; chlorophyll biosynthetic process
Cellular component (GO): chloroplast
Molecular function (GO): 1-deoxy-D-xylulose-5-phosphate synthase activity
Source: RefSeq, a predicted model, not a curated record
CUGUCGACGACACAAAGACUCGAAUUUGCGCACCAACUUUGCUACGAUUAGCGCCAAUUCACUCAGAGCAGUACACGGCCGACCAUUUUAUUCAUUCAUUCACGCACCCACUUUCAUCUUUUUGGCUUCUCGUUUUCUCUGCUGCCAGGGAAACCUGGGUUGUUUGUUUCCUUGUCUGGAUCUCUGUUUCUUGAAGCUCCACUGGUACAAAUUCGUGAUUUUUGAAUCCCUCUGCUUUUCACCUUCUUGCUCUGGCCCGUUCUUUGCUUCCUUGGCCCCUCGCUGCAUCAGCGGAUAUGGCUCUGUGUGCAUUCUCGUUCCCGGGCCAUAUCAGCCGUGCCACAGCUUCAGAUGCUCAGAGGAAUGCCUCUCUUUCUUCUCAUUUUGUUUGGGGCUCCGAUCUGCUGGUGCAAUCGCAGCACAACCUCGCUCAGGUCCAGGUGAGAAAACGGCCCGGUGGGGUUUAUGCAUCACUGUCUGAAAGGGGAGAGUAUUACUCCAAGAGGCCACCAACACCUCUAUUGGACACCGUAAACUAUCCUCUUCACAUGAAAAAUCUAUCCAUCAAGGAGCUGAAGCAGUUAGCGGACGAGCUUCGUUCGGACGUCAUAUUCAAUGUUUCCAAGACUGGAGGUCACUUGGGCUCGAGCCUGGGUGUCGUCGAGCUCACCGUGGCUCUUCAUUUUGUCUUCAAUGCUCCUCAAGACAGGAUCCUUUGGGAUGUCGGCCAUCAGUCUUACCCACAUAAGAUUCUGACUGGGAGGAGAGAGAAAAUGCACACAAUUAGGCAGACUAAUGGAUUGGCAGGGUUCACAAAGCGCUCGGAGAGUGAAUAUGAUUGCUUUGGCGCUGGUCAUAGCUCUACAACUAUCUCUGCAGGGUUGGGUAUGGCUGUUGGAAGGGAUCUAAAGGGAAGAAAAAAUAAUGUGGUUGCUGUCAUUGGUGAUGGUGCCAUGACUGCAGGUCAAGCUUAUGAAGCCAUGAACAAUGCUGGGUAUUUGGACUCUGAUAUGAUUGUCAUUCUCAAUGACAACAAACAGGUCUCAUUGCCCACUGCUAAUCUUGAUGGGCCUAUACCUCCUGUAGGAGCAUUGAGCAGUGCUUUGAGUAGAUUACAAUCUAACAGGCCUCUUAGAGAACUUAGAGAAGUCGCAAAGGGUGUUACUAAGCAAAUUGGGGGACCUAUGCAUGAACUGGCUGCAAAAGUUGAUGAAUACGCUCGAGGGAUGAUCAGUGGAUCUGGAUCCACCCUGUUCGAAGAGCUCGGGCUCUAUUAUAUUGGUCCUGUCGAUGGCCAUAACAUUGAUGAUCUAAUUUCGAUUCUCAAAGAGGUUAAGAGUACCAAAACAACUGGUCCGGUUCUGAUCCAUGUUGUCACUGAGAAAGGUCGAGGAUACCCUUAUGCUGAAAAAGCUGCAGAUAAGUACCAUGGUGUGGUUAAAUUUGAUCCUGCUACUGGAAAGCAGUUCAAAUCAAGUGCGGCCACGCAGUCUUACACCACAUACUUCGCUGAGGCUUUAAUUGCAGAAGCGGAAGCAGAUAAAGAUAUUGUUGCUAUUCAUGCUGCAAUGGGAGGGGGCACGGGGUUAAAUCUCUUCCUUCGCCGCUUCCCAACCAGAUGUUUCGAUGUCGGGAUCGCAGAACAGCAUGCCGUCACUUUUGCAGCUGGUCUAGCCUCCGAAGGCGUUAAACCUUUUUGUGCAAUCUACUCAUCUUUCUUGCAGAGGGCUUAUGACCAGGUUGUACAUGAUGUGGAUCUGCAGAAGUUGCCUGUUCGAUUCGCAAUGGAUCGAGCAGGACUGGUCGGAGCCGAUGGCCCUACACACUGCGGUGCUUUUGAUGUCACUUACAUGGCAUGCCUUCCUAAUAUGGUGGUGAUGGCACCUGCGGACGAGGCAGAGCUUUUCCACAUGGUGGCUACUGCCGCUGCCAUUGACGACAGACCAAGUUGUUUCAGAUACCCACGAGGAAAUGGAAUUGGUGUUCCACUGCCGCCAGGAAACAAAGGCACACCACUUGAGAUUGGAAAGGGAAGGAUACUUUUAGAAGGAGAGAGAGUGGCGCUCUUGGGCUAUGGAACAGCGGUGCAGGGCUGCUUAGCUGCAGCUUCAUUGGUCGAGCCCCACGGCUUCAAAAUAACAGUUGCUGAUGCGCGAUUCUGCAAACCUUUGGAUCACACCCUUAUUCGAAGCCUCGCAAAAUCGCACGAGGUUUUGAUCACAGUCGAAGAAGGUUCAAUUGGAGGGUUCGGGUCUCACGUCGCUCAGUUCCUGGCCCUUGAUGGCCUUCUUGACGGCACAGUAAAGUGGAGGCCUCUUGUUCUUCCUGAUCGUUACAUUGACCAUGGAUCGCCUGCCGACCAAGUGGCUCAAGCCGGUCUGACCCCAGCUCAUAUCGCAGCGACUGUAUUCAAUGUAGUAGGAAAAACAAGGGAAGCUUUGGAAAUCAUGACAUAGAGGAAUUCUUUCCGCAGGCUUGGUUUUUGUUCCUCUCAUACCAUGUACAAAUAGGAUGCUACAACAAUAACAAUAUAGCUUGUUACAAAUAAUUUGUCGAUCUGUAGUGCUCUCGCCGUUGCAAUGUUGGUAAUUUAUCAUGUAUAAGAAGAGCAUCACCACAUGUGCCUGGGGAAAAAAGGAAGAAAAAAGAAAACGAAAGAAAAAUAUGAACACAGAUCCUCGAUACUCAA